Molecule: messenger RNA, 1488 nt
Organism: Neolamprologus brichardi
Lineage: Eukaryota; Metazoa; Chordata; Actinopteri; Cichliformes; Cichlidae
Source: RefSeq, a predicted model, not a curated record
AAUCACGCAUUCGUACACGUCACCAACCAGGAAAUGAGUACAUCCACGGAGAGGGGUGGCGAAAGAAUCACAACAGAGCCUUUGAGCGUUCGCGUUUUGCGCCGCUAAAACCACAACGCCGUUUUUCUUUUAUUGACGAGAGCAAAUAUGUCACGGAAACUCAAAGAAGACUAUUAUCGGUUCUUCUCCGUUACCGACCCACGCACACACGAGAAGGGCCACACCGAGUACAAAGUAACGGCGAGGUUUGUGUCCAAGCGUCACCCAGACGAUGUGAAGGAGGUGGUUGUGUGGAGGAGGUUCUCAGAGCUGAAGAAGCUCCACGGGGAGUUGGCCUACACACAUAGGAACCUGUUCAGAAGAGAGGAGGAGUUUCCACCUUUUCCCCGAGCACAACUUUUUGGAAGGUUUGAUGGGGCUGUGAUAGAGGAAAGGAGAAAAGCAGCAGAGGCCAUGCUUCAGUUUACUACCAGCAUUCCUGCUCUGUAUAACAGCCCACAGCUGAAGGAGUUCUUCAGAUUCCCUCCAGUCCCAUCUCCAUUCACGGACCCCGAAUCAAAAGAGACCCAGGAAGAAUUCGACUCACUGUUUGACUCUGUGGCUGAAGGACUCCCAUCCCCAAAGGAAGAAGUUCCUCCUCCACUAUCUGAUAAUGACUUGGCUGUUUUUGAUCCCUGCUAUAAACAAGAUAGAUCCAAUUCUUCCACCGACCACUCAGAGUUAUUCUCACUACCAUCAAACAGUGUGGACGGAGAGGACGGGGGUUACUUAAACCAAGCUGCCAAGGAGCUGACAGCUGCCAUGGAGAGGGAGAAGGAGGGAGAAAUUAGUUCUGCCAUUUGUGGAUACAGGAUGGCCGUGGAUAUUCUGAUCACUGGAGUACAAGGAGACACGGAUCCAGUACGCAGGGAGUCUGUGAUGCGAAGGACGGCGCAGUACCUGAAGCACGCUGAGAUGUUGGUGGAAAGGCACUCCUCACCCUCUCACAGUCACACACCUGCACAGGACCACUAGAUGGGCGCGUGUAUUGACGCACAAUGUACAAUAUAUGAGGAAAUCUGGAACACAAUGGAACUCAGGGUCGUGGCAUACACGGGCAUGUCACGCAAAGGCAUAUUGACGAAAAGUACAGAUAAACAGUUUCACGGAUACGUGCACAUACGGACAUUUGGACCGUGGCAUUCCCAAAUACAAGCGCAUCCACCUGGAAAUGAAACAACAUGGCACAAACAUACAGACCCACAUGUCUGAGGUACACACUACAGUACAAACUGGAUCUUUAGUUGCCUUUGUUUUGAAAAACUUGUGACUCACAAAAUCGACAUAUACAGAAACUGAACGUAGCUGUUAACUUAUUGAACUAAUGCAUCUCUUCUUCUUUUUGUCUUUCCUUUACAUUGUCCUCUUCUUGAGCACAAUAAUGUAUAAGUGUAUCAGUGAUUUACAUUUUUGCACAAUCUUUUGUUAAUAAAUAUGAUUUUAAUUUAA